AUGACCAGCAAAACAGUUCGUCUUUACGCAAAAGGUCGCCAUCUCGGAUACAAGCGCUCAAAGAAAAAUCAAUCUCCAAAUACUUCUUUAAUUAAAAUUGAAGGCGUAGCAACAAAGGAAGAUACACAAUUCUACCUUGGUAAACAUGUCGCUUUUGUAUAUCGAGCUAAGCGGGAGAAAAAUGGUAGUAAAAUUCGCGUAAUUUGGGGUCGCGUAACUAGGUCUCAUGGUAAUGGUGGUGUCGUGAAAGCUAAGUUCCGAAAAAAUCUUCCUCCAAAGACCUUUGGUGCUUCCGUUCGAAUCAUGAUGUAUCCAUCACGAGUUUAA
Molecule: messenger RNA, 327 nt
Organism: Funneliformis geosporum
Lineage: Eukaryota; Fungi; Glomeromycota; Glomeromycetes; Glomerales; Glomeraceae
Source: the annotation of a GenBank genome assembly